AUGGCCUACAAGACUCCGUUAGGGAUGAGUCCCUUCCGGAUCGUCUAUGGUAAGGCAAGCCACCUUCCGGUGGAAAUUGAGCACAGAGCCUAUUGGCCAGUAAAGCGGUGCAACAUAGAUUUGACCCAAGCCGAAGUAGCCAGAAAAUUACAGCUAGAAGAGCUCAAGUGUUUGAGGAACGAAGCGUAUGAGAAUGCCCAGAUUUACAAAGAAAAGACUAAAGCAUUCCAUGACCAUCACAUCCGGAAAAAGGACUUUCAAGAAGGUGAUGAGGUUCUCCUCUACAAUUCGAGGCUUCGUUUCAUGCCCGGCAAGCUCCGCUCUAGAUGGGAAGGACCUUUCAAGGUGAAGGAGAUAAAGCCCUAUAGAGUGGUGGAGUUGUUUGAUCCUAAAAGUGAAGCAACCUUCAAGGUGAAUGGACAUAGAGUGAAGAAUUACUAUGGCUACAAGCUCCCAAAAGAGCUAGAGGUGUUCCUAUUGGUGGAUGCACCUAGAGAAGGAGAAGCUUGA
Arachis duranensis is the source of this 510-nucleotide messenger RNA. RefSeq lists its product as uncharacterized. The coding region runs from base 1 to 510 and encodes 169 amino acids. The transcript has a single exon. Lineage: Eukaryota; Viridiplantae; Streptophyta; Magnoliopsida; Fabales; Fabaceae. The record is from RefSeq and is a predicted model, not a curated record.